ACUAAAUGAAUGUUUAAUUGGCAAUAAUUUAGGCAGCUAUUCAAAAUAUGUUAAGAAAUUUUUAUGAUUCUUUAAGAUCACCACCAAAUUUCUAAGUAGCAGUAAAUCAUUCGGUAUUAUGAAUAUAUUAUUUAAAUAGAAAGCUCAAGUUAUACAUAAACAAAUCAUUGCUGGAUCAGAAACAUGUCCUUGUUGUAAUCUGCCUAUUUAAACUAUUAAAUAUCCCAUAUUAACAGAUAUUAAUGUAUUAAGUGAACAUGGUACAUCAUACAAAUACUUUAAAUUGAUAAAAAUUAUAUUCAUUCUUCUGAGCAUUAAUUUGUAAGUUAUCUAAAUUUAUUUAGUGUAAUCGCUGGAAUAUAUAAUUUAUAUCAAAAUUACAAGGGAGAUUAAUGUAUUAAGAAUAAAACUUGUAAAAAAAGCCUAAACAAUUAUUUAUCUAUUUUAAAUAGAAUGCAAACUGCUUCGUAUUUAAUAGUUCUUAUUAUUAGUUAUGUAGAUGAAACUUUAGAUAUUUUAUACUUCAUAGCAAUUCUAUUACAAUUAGCUUUGGUUAGAUAUAUAUCAUAUAAUUAAAAUGAUUAUUAUAAUGUUGAUCAUGAUUAUGAUGAUGAAAAAACUAUAAAAUAAUGUUCUGUGAAAAUUGAAAAUAUUCCAUAAGAGUGUAGAAAAUCUGAUAUAUUGAAUUAUUUUUAAAAUGGUGUAUUAAAAGGAAAUCCAAUAUAAUUUGAUAUUAUUGACUGUUGUUUAAUUUAUGAUGAGACUUAUUUAAUAACUAAAUUAAAAUAAACAAUAAAAAGGAGAAUAGAAUAAGAAAACAAUAUGUAUUUAUUUAUUUUUAAUAAGAUCAUUGAAAAAAAUAAUAAGUGAUACAGUUAAGCAGGAAUUUAUUGUUACAAAUAGAGAAUAAUAUUUAAAGUUUACUGGAAAAGUAUUUAUAACUCUUUCAUUUGAAGUAAAAUAAUUAUUAAUAUAUUUCAGUAAGAAGCAAAAAAUUUUAGGAAGACAUUUGAUUAUUAAUAUUCUGCAAGUUUAUGCUAAAGACCUUCAGAUGUAAUUUGGAAAAAUAAUAAAGAUUAAAAUAUCAAAGUAAUAUAUUUAAAAGGUUUUUUUCUUCUUUUUUCUUGGAUCCCUAUUAUUGGUAUUUAAGUGGCAAAAAAUGAUUAUAUUUUAGCUCACUCUGAGACAGAUGAAGAUUAAUUAUAUUUUAAUACAUUUUUAAGCAUAGUUGUUGCUGUUAUUUUAUUUACUGCCACAAAAUUAAGUGAAAAAAUAAUUAAAGAGCUUGCGAUAUAUCAUUCAAAUACCAAGCAUCGUUAAAAAUGGAAAAUGUACCUAUAAAUGAGUGAGGGCUUUUUAAUUAUUUAUUUCUAUCUAUUUCCUCCUAUAUUUACAGCAGUAUAUUCAGGAGAAGGUACAAGAUAGGAAAAAUUAUGGAGAUCUGGUGGGUUAAGUGAAGAUAUUAUUAUGAUAGUUUUGUCGAACUCUAUUUUACCAAUUUUAUUUACUUUUAUAGAUUUUUAAUAUGCAAUUAAAUUGAUUAGAAUUAUUUAUUACAAAUAUAUUAAUAGAUAAUCAAAUUUAACAUAAUUUGAGGCAAAUUAAUUAUAUUUAAGAAAAAUUAACUAUAAUAAAAAGAGGAUUGAAUUAACUCUUUUAGUUUCAUUGUGUUGUUAUUAUGGUUACAUCUAUCCUAUAUGUUAUCCUAUUACACUUUUGACUCUUUUCUGUACUUAUUGGCUGAAUAAAUACUAUUUUUUAAAUUAAGGAAUUAGUGACAAUAUUAAAUUUAAGUAUCGAUUGCCUAUUUUAUUGAUAUUCAUGUUAAUAGGAAGUUAAUUGGGAUCUAGUCAAAUUAUUCACAUCACUUAUUUGGGAUAUAACCCUGAAAAAACAACAAAUUACAUUUACUAUUUAAAAGCUUUUUUUUUGUUCUAUAUUUUUUAUUAUAAAAAACAUUGGUUAUUUAAGAAGAGAGUUGAAUAUCUUAGAUCAAAUAAUGAUUUAAUGCAAUGUCUUUAGAAUAAUGACUUAUAUACAAAAUAUAAUCCAAUCAUAGAUGAGGAUGCUGUAAAUUAUUAUUAUAUUUUUUAGAAUUUAUCCAGAUUUUCAAGAUAAGCUAAAUUUUACUCUGCUCUCUAAGUAAAAUUAUUAAGAGAAAUUGAAAAAGAAAUAUAAAAUCCAAUUCCAAAUGCUUAAAUUUAGCCUAUUUGA
Paramecium sonneborni is the source of this 2214-nucleotide messenger RNA. The record is from the annotation of a GenBank genome assembly. NCBI's taxonomy places the organism in Eukaryota, Ciliophora, Oligohymenophorea, Peniculida, Parameciidae.